UCUGACUGUUCCUCUAUGUAUCGAGCUCCAGAUGGUGGCCAGGCCGGUGAGGGGGACGCAGAUCUGCAGCAAGGGACCUGCUUUGCGCAUGCCUGUGGGUGGAGCUUCAUCACCCCUGGAUCCUGGGCAGUGGUUUAUACGCGUGACCACAUGGUCCUGCCUGCAUGGUUCUCUCCGGCUCUCAUGGGAGACAGGCAUACAGACAUAUCACUGCACAUAAUCACACGAAUGCAGAGUUUGACUCCGGAUCCCAAAGCCCGGUACACGAGCAUCUACGGAGCCCUCAAGAAAAUCAUGCGGACUGAAGGCUUCUGGAGGCCACUGCGGGGUAUCAACGUGAUGAUCAUGGGGGCGGGCCCGGCCCACGCCAUGUAUUUUGCCUGCUAUGAAAACAUGAAAAGGACUUUAAAUGACGUUUUCCAUCACCAAGGAAACAGCCACCUAGCCAAUGGGAUAGCUGGGAGUAUGGCCACCCUGCUCCACGAUGCGGUAAUGAACCCGGCAGAAGUGGUGAAGCAGCGCUUACAGAUGUACAACUCGCAGCACCGGUCUGCCCUCAGCUGCAUCAGCACAGUGUGGAGGACCGAGGGGUUGGGGGCCUUCUACCGGAGCUACACCACGCAGCUCACCAUGAACAUUCCCUUCCAGUCCAUCCACUUCAUCACCUACGAGUUCCUGCAGGAGCAGGUGAACCCGCGGCGGGACUAUAACCCGCAGUCCCACAUCAUCUCUGGUGGCCUGGCCGGGGCCCUUGCUGCAGCUGCCACCACCCCCCUGGACGUCUGCAAGACCCUGCUCAACACACAGGAGAAUGUGGCUCUGUCCCUGGCCAACAUCAGCGGCCGGCUAUCAGGCAUGGCCAACGCCUUCCGGACAGUGUACCAGCUCAACGGCCUGGCGGGCUACUUCAAAGGCAUCCAGGCACGUGUCAUCUACCAGAUCCCCUCCACGGCCAUCUCCUGGUCUGUCUAUGAGUUUUUCAAGUACUUCCUCACCAAGCACCAGCUGGAGAACCGAACUCUGUACUAAAGGAACGGCUGUGGGAAGUGGUUCUGGAAUAUUUUGUUCACAAAAGUCUUCCCCUGUCUGCCUGCCCGUCUCUUGGCCUCACACCCAAGGUCCCUUUUUUGAGGGUGCCCUGGAUGGGUGCUCCCGGAUGCCUUAGAAAGAGGGGAGGCUAGGAUGGCCGCUGACCGGAAGGCUGUCCUGUCCGCAGGGACAUCCGAGGUGGCGCCGGACAGGAAAGACUUGGGAAGGGGAGUGAGAAAUAGCUGUUUCUCCUUCACCCGCAAAGAAUGUAGCUUUUCUGCUUCUCUGUGGCAGUCUCCUCCCUUGAUCCUUUGGUCACACAGGAGGGAAGAGGAAAUAACAGUGACUGAACACAUUAAAGAAAGCUUAUAUAUAUAUAUAUAUAUAUAUAUAUAUAAUAUAUAUAUAAAAGUUCCAUUUUACAGUCUAAAAUAGAUGGAUAAUGUUUAUCCUUUAUUUUUCUACAUAGAAAUUUUUGAAUUUGCGUGUGUUCUUGUGUGUCCAUAAAUAGUAUUACAGCUGAGCUGAUUGAGCUGGUAUUUUUUUUUUUUAAAGAGGGCUGAAUUCUUCCAUCAGGCUAAAUAAAAAGGCACGGAAGUAAUAAAUGGCUGGAUGGGGCCUAAAAUUGCGUGUAGCACCCUCCCAGAUGGAAGUUUCACUUGAAUGUAAAAUAAUAAACAUUAUAUAUUUUGAAUUUCUCUUUCAAUGGGGAAAAAGGUACAUUAAAAAAAUCAAAAUAAUGUUACGCUACUUGCAGCUAAUUUUAAUUCAGUCAGUUGCUCACCUUCAUGUGCCUUAUUCCUUUUGUCUUUCCUAAAAAUUCCAGAACCAAAGAUUGGGGCCCUGGCGUGUUUCUUCGUGCUGCAUACACGCACAUACACAUAGCCCAGGGAGUGGGGUCACUCCUGCUAUACACUGGUGGCCUCAGUAUAACUAGGAUGACCGGUCUUAUACCUGCUGACCCUUCCCUCGCUUGCUAUGAGUGACCUGGGUUUGUGCUUCCCUGGGUCACACUUAGAACCCCUGGAUAUGCCAGUGUUUUACUUGUUGAGUAGGUCGUUGGGAUAAGUCCUACCUUUAUCUUAAGACUUACUGUGGAUCAGCCUUUUUUUUCUCACGCGCUUCAGGGAACUUGGCUUAUUUGGGUUUUGACUAAAUCUUCUGUUCUGCCUUUCCCUGUACAGUCUAGGGAUUUAGUAAAAUGGAGCCAGCACACCUCUGGCACUUGGCUGUACCCCCCGCCUGUUCCAACCCUUAAUCCACUGUCACAGCCUCCUCUGGUUGGGUGGUGAUAAGUCUAGGCCCUCCAACAGGGGCCCCUGCCCAAGCCUGACCUAGACCCUAUGCCCAAGGCUACCUCUUGAGCCUUGUUCGGUCUGUGUCACCUGGGAACAGUAGGUCUUACUGCCUUGUCUUCUGAAAUGGAGUCACACUGUCUGCAAGAGAAAAUAUAGGCCUGCUGCUUCCAGAUUGGUAUCCGAGGGGACACCGGAUGUUCCGUUUCCUGUUUUGAGCCCCCACUAGAGCCUGUCUGUGAAUGAGCAGGAAGCACGUGCAUUUCAUUUUGGCAGUCCUUGUCUUGACCUGACACUAUCUCGUUGGCCAAUGUGGCGCCUGUCCCUUAGGCGGCUCAGGUCUGGCUCCUCUGGGCCAUGUGACUGCCUGGGAAAGACUUAGGUUGCACGUAGAGAAGUCUCAUCUUGGGGCUAUGCUGUUGCAGGUCUUUUGUCCCAGGAACUAUGAGCAGUUGUCUAACGAAAAGAUUGACUUCCUUUUUCAAAUCCAGGUUAGGAGGGCCACCUUGGUACCUCGUAUGUGUACUCCACGAGCAGGGGCCUGCUGCUGGGCUGCAGGAUGGCUGCUGAGCUGUCCCACCUCGGGGUUGCCCACCCAUGCUCUCAGCUGUGGGGACCAGUUGCAUCAGGCAGAAAGCUGGUGACCGUGCUGUCACUGGAAAUGUUUACAUCUAUUCUGACCUUGGCCUGGGGUCGAGUUACAUGUGCAGUGCUAACUUCUGCAGAUGGAGGGGAAAAUAAAAUUGUAGGUUCUAAAGUAGAACUUAAAUCCUAAAAAAAAUUCCUAGUAUCCCUUUUUGUCCACUUGAUACACUGGCCUGCUAUAAAAUGUUCCUGGUUUCCUACAGGAUUUUGUUCUGAUAUUUACAGCAGAGUCUUGACUUCUAGAAAAUCCCCUUUGGCUAAGGGGCUGCAAAGCAGAGAGCGGGGAGCUGCAUGUUAGAGCUCCAUGGGCUUAGAGUCCGAGGAUGUGGUCCUGGCUUUCUCUUCCUGGUGAUGAAGGCUGGGUCAGCAGUGGGGCGUCCCACCUGUCCUCCCUGCCUCCACCUGGUCAUCAUGAGGUUUAGUGAGUGAUCUGUCAGAAGUUUGUGAUAGUUUUGAGGCACCAAAUAGAUACGUAUUUAUUAAUUUUACCUCUCUCACUCUUACCUUGAGAUAUGGUAUUGUUUGCCCCACACAGACCAUUAGCCUGCAGGUUGUGAUUUUAAUAUUGCAGAAUGCUGAAUAGGAAAAUAGUUCCUCUGUCCAGUGACCCACCCAAUAAUCAUGAUGCAUACUUAGUCAUUAACAUCUUUGAAGCGACAUCUGCAGCCAGGCAAUGCCAGGGGAGUCCAGUCCUGGAACUUUGACAGUGUGUGUGUUUGUGUAAGUUAGCUCUCCUUCUCCGACCAUGAUUUGAGGGUCACCCACUUGUAGACUGGAAUUUUCAAAUAAAACAUUUUUUCCCAAAUGGGAUGAAUUCUCCAUGCAUGCCUAUUUUUUCUUAACUUUGGAUUGACUCUUACCUGUUUACUAGCUUCUUAUGUGAUUUGUUUUUAUAAAAACGCUUAUGUCUUAUUCCAAGCACCAUCUUCCCAUGGCCCCGAAGGCUGAAUCUCCAACGCCUUGUUAUGCUGAUAAGGUGGUAUUUAUUUAAGGAUGAUUGUGUCUAUGAACUACGAAUGUACUGCUGCUUCCUACCCGUGAGACACACCAUGUAUGUGACAAGGGUGAUCAGAUGUUAUUUCUUCAAUGUCAUAAAUGCCUGUAGUCAAGAUUGUUUCUGCUUUGAGAUUGCUGCAGAGGGGAAAUGUAUGCUCAUGUGUGUGUGUGUGGGGUGUAUUUGAUAUCUUGCUGCAGAUGUAACACUGGAGCUCGAGAAAAUAAAGCAUUGGUCAUGGAAGUAUCGUGA
Messenger RNA from Chinchilla lanigera (long-tailed chinchilla), 4215 nucleotides. It is a transcript of the gene Slc25a37, whose product is annotated as solute carrier family 25 (mitochondrial iron transporter), member 37. The record is from RefSeq and is a predicted model, not a curated record. NCBI's taxonomy places the organism in Eukaryota, Metazoa, Chordata, Mammalia, Rodentia, Chinchillidae. The coding region runs from base 16 to 1029 and encodes 337 amino acids. Gene Ontology annotation, cellular component: mitochondrial membrane. The transcript is spliced from 4 exons. Gene Ontology annotation, molecular function: ferrous iron transmembrane transporter activity. Gene Ontology annotation, biological process: iron import into the mitochondrion.